Molecule: messenger RNA, 1638 nt
Organism: Populus nigra (black poplar)
Lineage: Eukaryota; Viridiplantae; Streptophyta; Magnoliopsida; Malpighiales; Salicaceae
Product: putative disease resistance protein RGA3
Exons: 2
Coding region: 1-1638 (545 amino acids)
Biological process (GO): defense response to other organism
Molecular function (GO): ADP binding
Source: RefSeq, a predicted model, not a curated record
AUGGCUGAGGAGAUUUUGAAGAGGGUUGGUUCACUUGCUGCAGCUCGUGCAGCUCAGGGGAUCAAUAUUGCAUGGGGAUUUAAGGGAGAGCUGGAAAAGCUGAUGUCGAAAUUGAUCAUGAUUCAAGCAGUGCUACAAGUUGCUGAAGAAAGACAAAUUACGGUUGAUAUGUGGAGGCUUUGGUUGGAUAAGGUUCGAGACACAGCUUACCAAGCUGAAGAUGUGCUGGAUGAGCUUGGUUAUGAGAUUAUUCAACGGCAGCUAGAGACUCAAGACAGUAUGAGAGGGAAGGUAUGUAGCUUCUUCUCUCUCUCCAACCCAAUAGCAUUUGGUCUGAGGUUGACCCAAGAACUUCAAAAGAUCAAUGAGUCCUUUGAUGAGCUUCAAGAAAUAGCAACUUCGUAUGGGCUUAGAGUUCUAUCUGCAGAUACAACUCCUCAACCUAGACGCCGCUCAAUGACAGACUCUUUCUUUUUCCUCUCAGAAGUUGUCGAAGGAAGGGGUGAUGAUGUCUCUAAAAUUAUUAACUUGUUGGUUAGUUCUUGCAGCCUACGAGUUCUUUCUGUCAUUCCUAUAGUGGGAAUGGCCAGGCUAGGAAAGACUACUGUAGCAAAAAUGGUGCACCGAGAAGUUAAAGACAGAAAACUUUUUGAUGUAACAUUUUGGAUUUGUGUUUCUGAUAGUUUUGACAAUGAAAGGAUUUUAGGAGAAAUGCUGCUAACUCUUAAUAAAAACACUGAUGGGAGAACUGGAAUGGAUGCAAUAAUGACACAUCUUCGAGAAGAGUUAGAGACUAAAACAUUUCUUCUCAUACUUGAUGACGUGUGGAACGAAGAUUAUGAGAGGUGGAAGAUUUUGAAGGAUUGUCUAUUAAAAAUUAGUGGUAAUAAUAGGAAUGUUGUUGUUGUUACUACUCGUAGUAGACUAACAGCAUCAAUAAUGGAGAGUCAGACUGCAUGUAGUCAUGAGCUGAAACAACUGUCAAAUAAUGAAUGUUGGUCAAUUAUUAGGGAAAUAGUGUCUAGAAAUGGAGAGUCGAUUCCUUCAGAAUUGGAGGCUAUCGGAAUAGAUAUUGCAAAAAAGUGUGGGGGGUUGCCAGUAGUUGCUAGAGUUUUAGGGAGUAUGUUGUUUCGUGAAAAGGACAAGGAUAAAUGGAGUUCAAUAAGAGACAGUGAUGCUGUUGAGAUGUCAAGUCACUAUGAUCAAGUUUUACAAAUAUUGAAAUUAAGUUUCGAUCAUUUGCCUUCUACUUCUCUGCAACGCUGUUUUUCUUAUUGUUCUAUUUUUCCUAAAGAUUUUGAGAUUGAAAAGGAGAAACUGAUUCAGCUUUGGAUGGCUGAAGGGUUGCUUGGGCCAUCUGAUGGAGAGAUGGAAGAUAUAGGUGAUAGAAACUUUAAUGACCUGCUUGCACGUUCGUUUUUCCAAGAUUUCCAAACGGAUGAGCUUGGGAAUGUAAUCUGUUGCAAGAUGCCCAAUCUUGUGCACGAUCUAGCUUUGAUGGUGACAAAAUCGGAGACAGUGAUUCAGAAGCCUGGCUCAGCUAUAGACGGUACAUUUAUAAGACAUCUAAAUCUCAUUUCUUCUGAUGAGAGAAAUGAACCAGCAUUUCUAAUGUUUGCGAAGUCUGACCUUGAAUGA